Molecule: messenger RNA, 4165 nt
Organism: Xyrauchen texanus (razorback sucker)
Lineage: Eukaryota; Metazoa; Chordata; Actinopteri; Cypriniformes; Catostomidae
Product: interferon-induced very large GTPase 1-like
Exons: 5
Coding region: 1-3447 (1148 amino acids)
Molecular function (GO): GTP binding
Source: RefSeq, a predicted model, not a curated record
AUGGGGGUUGUGGCUGCAGGUUACCAUGGCAUCAGCCUAUGGGGCACACCUCAGCUGGAGGACAGCAUGGCUGUACUGUUGCCAGUGACUCCUGUCAUAAAACCUGCUAAAACAUGGAGCAAAGAACAUCCCCCUUUAAUGAGGAUUGUUGUGCUGGGGACGAAUGCUUCAGAAAACAGUCGAGUGGGGAACUUCCUGUUAGGAAGAGCAGCGUUUGAGACUGAAGAACCUCCAGAUGUUGUACAGAGAGUUGGAGGAAAACACAUGACAGUCAUCAACACUCCAAACAUCUCACUCCAUCAGAUGACACAGAGAGUGAGAGAGUGUGUGUCUCUGUCUGCACCAGGACCUCAUGUGAUCCUUCUGGUACUGAAACAUGAUCAGUGUUCAAGAGAAGAGAAAGAGUGUGUGGAGAUGCUGCUCAACUCUUUCUCUCACACUGUUUAUCAACACACCAUGAUGAUCACCACACACGAGUCACACACUCAAGUCAAUGACAUUAUACAGGAAAUCAUUCACCAAUGCAACGACAGACACUUCAGACUGGAGAGAAACAGCACUCCUGCUCAACUGAUGGAGAAAUGUGAAGAGAUUGUACACAGUAAUGGAGGACAACAUCUGAUCUGUACUGAGUAUGAAAGUUCACAGUAUUUCACAAUGGAGCAGCAGGACAGAGAAAGAGGCUUAGAAGAAAACAGAGAUUAUGCAAGGAUUGUGCUGCUGGGAAAAACUGGAGUUGGGAAGAGUGCAACAGGAAACACAAACAUAGGAAAAGAAGCAGAAGAGAUGAAAAGAGAAAGAGAGAAACUUAAAAAUGAAAUUGAGCAGAUGAUGAGAGAAAAAGAGAAAGUUCAAUUAGAAAAAGGAAAUAUUCAGAUCAAAUAUGACACAGAAAUAAACAAAGAACAAGUGGAGAAAAACGAACUGCAAGUUCAAGAAGAGAGAAACAUGAGAGAAGAGCAACAAAAGAUUUCUGAAGAAAAACUUAAUCUUACUGAAGAACAGAGAAAAGAUGAACUAGAGAGAAAACAAGUAAAGUGGAGAGAGGAGAUGAAGAAGAUCUGGACUGAAAGACGUGCUUCAGUGAAGGUCGCAGCAUACAGGAGACUAGAUACAGAAUACAACAAGUGGACCUGGAGUCUCCGGAGUGCCAUGCUGGAAAUUGAGAUCAAACUACAAAACAAAAUAGAAAAUGAAACAAUUCAUGAGAUUCAGGAAACAGAUCUUCAAACAGAACUGAAAGAGAAAAGUGAAGAAGUGAAAAUGUUGAUGUCUGAGUUCUUUGAGAAAGAAAAAGAUAAAGAGAUACCGAUACAGUGGAAAACUUCAACAAAAUUUCAAGAAAACAUUGUGAGAGAAACAAACAGGAAAUUAAACGAGAUUCUUCAACAGCGAGAACUGAAGAAAGAGAUUGAAGCUCAGAGGAAACAUCAUGAAAACACUCUCUUUGAAAUAAGCAAAGAACUUGCCGUAAAACUCAAAGACAUACCAAAAGAUGAAGAAACUCUGAAGAAAGAGUUUGAUUGCUUUUGGGAAGAGUGUGUGAAGAUGACAUUCAGAGACACUCCUCCAAUCAAAGACAUUGACAUAUUAAGUGAUGUGAAACAACUCCUCAGUGACAUCUAUACAAUUACUCCUGUAGAUCACUGCAAAGAGAGCAGGAAUAUUUUCUGUGUGCUGAGUUAUUCAGAUUAUGUACGGUCAAAGAAAUACUGUAGUUUUAAAGGAACUUCUAUAAAUUCCAACAUACUUGUACCAGCUAUAGAUACAUCUUGGGAGUGUUUCACUUUGUCUGAAGAGGAUGAAAUCCAAAUAAGAACAUUAGUCAGUGAAAUUGCUCAUGAGACAGACAAGAAGAUCAUGUCAUUCAACAUUUCAAAGAUGGGCUACAACAUCAGCUGCAUUCAGGAACUCACAGAUCACAUCAAGGCAAGAUUAUUAAAACAUCAUGAAGGACCAGUGAGAUAUCAGUUCACAAAUGAAUUCUUCAUGGAUUUGGUGUUUUUUAUCUGUAAGAGAUCAAACAAGACAUUCACUGAACAACACAGAAUAUUCAGAGAAACAAAUGAUCCUGUAAUAUAUUUUGAAAGGAAGAGAGGAGAGUACUUCAGUGUUUUCCAGAAAUACUGUCGUGAUUCAACAUCAGCUGCUGUUUUUGGUGAGAUCAUCUGUCAGAAACUGAAAGAUCCCAUUGAACAGAGUGUCUACAAAAACACUGCCAGAGAUUUAGCAGAUGAAAUGAGAACAAACUGUCAAUCACUGAAUGGAAACAGAUCUAAACUGGAGAAACACAUCCUGAAGACACUGGCAGAAGAGGAGGAUUUUAACAAAUACAUGAACUACAUUCAUGAUCCCAAAGAUCACUUCAAGAGUUUCAUCAGAGCUGAAGUCAGUCAGUACAUCACUGAUAAGUUCAGUGUCAGUGUUCGGCCCAAGAUGAUGAAGAACUUCAAACUCCUGCAGCAGAAGAUCAUGAAAGCAGCUCAUGAAUCUACUGAACAUGUUCAAGUGAACAGUGGAGAUGUUGAAGCAGCUCAUGAAUCUACUGAACAUGUUCAAGUGAACAGUGGAGAUGUUGAAGCAGCUCAUGAAUCUACUGAACAUGUUCAAGUGAACAGUGGAGAUGUUGAAGCAGCUCAUGAAUCUACUGAACAUGUUCGAGUGAACAGUGGAGAUGAUGAAGCAGCUCAUGAAUCUACUGAACAUGUUCAAGUGAACAGUGGAGAUGUUGAAGCGGUUCAUGAAUCUACUGAACAUGUUCAAGUGAACAGUGGAGAUGUUGAUUUGUGGUUGAAGUGUUUCACACAGAAGCUCUCAGAUGUGCUGAUAUUCUCUAUAAAAGACUUCAGUGGAGUGAGUCGUGAUGAUGUUAAGAUCAAACUCUUAGAAGAUGUGAUCAGAAAGGAACUUCCUUCAGUAAUGUCUGACAUAAGCAGUAAAUUCAGUACAGAGACUUUUACAGUAAUUCUGGACUAUGAAUACAGACCUGAUGAACUCUUGAUUGAUCACUUCUGUCAGGGCUGUUGGGUUCAGUGUCCUUUCUGUAAUGCCAUCUGCACCAACACAAUAGAAGACCAUGAUGGAGAUCACAGUGUUCCUGUCCAUCGAGUGAAUGGUGUUAAUGGCAAAUAUUACACUGGAACAACAAAUCUUUCUACGAGCAUCUGCACAACAGCAGUAGCAAGUAAUCGAUCUUUUCAUCCCAAAGGCCCAUAUCAGGUCUCAGUCCUCUGUAGAGAAUACAGAAGAGCAGGAGGAGUUUAUGCUAACUGGAGCAUCACUCCUGAUGUCUCUGAAUUCCCGUACUGGAAGUGGUUUGUGUGCAGAUUCCAGAAAGAUCUUGAAAUCUUCUAUAAUAAAACAUUCCAGGAGAGAGGAAAGAUCCCAGACAACUGGAGAAAAUACUCAAAACAUGAAGCUAUUGACAGUUUAGAUGAAUACAUGUAACGGAGAAUAUUAAAGAUGCUCUUUUAGCUUGUUGAUAAAGAUAACACAGUUUGAAAUGAGUUUCUCACUUUAGUGACUCUGAACUCAUCUGUACAUCAACACAGAAGCAUUUUACAGAGUAGAUUAGUGAGAAAAAAAACACAUCAAUAAUUAUUGUAAUGUACUUACAUUUGAUAACCAGAUAAUUCACUUAUUGUUAAAUUACAUUGAAAACACUGUCUGUAAGGAUUACACUGGUGACCACUAGGAGUCACCAUUUAUGUAUCUUGUUCUCUCCGUGUCCUUUGAUGCAUUUUGGGUUUUGUAGUUCCUUUGUCUGGUCUUUGUUCAUUGGCUCUUGUGAUUAUUCCUGUUUGGUGUUCCUUGUUCCCUCAUUAUUUCCCUGUUUAUAUGAUCCCUGUGCUCUCCUGUUUUCAUUGUGAGUUCUUGUUUAUUUCCGGAUGUAUUUAAUAUGAGUUUCAGUUCUUGUGUGGGAUAUAUUUUGAAGAGUGUCCACUAUGUUAGAGUUUGCCAAAUGCAAUAAAUAAAUAGAUGUGGCUCCUCUGCCUCAUAUUCAUGCAAAUUAUCCCUGUGAAGUGAAUGUGUUUAGUGCUGUAUAAAUAACACAUGCCCAAAUGUCAACACUCAGAUGCAUAAUCCAUUUCUCCCGAAUCUUUUGUCCAGAAUCUCUUGUGUGCUUUUACAAUGCAACAAUAAAAUAAGUCAUACUGGAAAUGUC